Bemisia tabaci is the source of this 3556-nucleotide messenger RNA. RefSeq names its product LEM domain-containing inner nuclear membrane protein MAN1. Gene Ontology annotation, biological process: nuclear envelope organization; negative regulation of BMP signaling pathway. The record is from RefSeq and is a predicted model, not a curated record. NCBI's taxonomy places the organism in Eukaryota, Metazoa, Arthropoda, Insecta, Hemiptera, Aleyrodidae. Gene Ontology annotation, molecular function: chromatin DNA binding.
UUCCAUUGUGGAGAGACAGAGAAGCAUAAUUUCUUUCUGUGAUGUCCGAACCGAAAGUCAUUUAGUCGCUCGCCGUAGUCCUCCGAACUUUUUAACGAUUUUAUUCAUUGAUGACUGCAUUUAGUUUAACGUUUUAAGCAGUGUGAUACUCUCCAAGUGUUUUUAUUGUGUUACAGUUAUUAACGAUGGCUAACAUUGAUAAUAUCUCUGAUAGUGAGCUAAGGACCCGACUGAUUGGUUAUGGCUAUCCGGUCGGCCCAGUAACUCAAACCACACGAAAAAUUCUGAUCAACAAAUUGAAAGCAUUCGAGAAAGACAACGUGGAUGGGAAAGUGGAUCAGAAUCGGAAGCUGAAUUUGUCUACUUUCAGCUCCGGUGAAGAGGAAGAGGAUGAUUCGAAACAGAGUAAAAACCGGCGCCGGAGCACGGCCCGAUCACCCAUGGGCCCGCCGAAAAAACCUCCUGCUCGUAGAUCUAAUUCAGCCUCUAGAAAAGCCACAUCCCGAGCCUCAGUAGUUUCUCCUGUGGAAUAUUCCUCUCCAGAACCUGCCAAAAAGUCUCCGAGCAGAGGUAGAAAAUCAACCUAUCAAGAGCCAUCUUCAGCCGACUCCUCACCGGAACGCUCAUCUGUGUCUCGGAAAGCUAAAGCAACGAAUUCAAACCACUGGUCCAACUCAGUACCUAGUUCAUCCUCAAGAGACGCAUUUGAAACUGGGUCUGAUUCAGAUCUCAAUGAUAUGGAACCAACAUCGUCGAGAGUGAGAAGCUCCUUCUUGAACGACAGCCCUAGCUCCUUGAGUAGACCGUCAACAUUGUCCUCUUUACCUUCAAGUUUGAGGAGUAGAUUUUUACCUUCGUCUAACUCUGAAUCUGUUUCACUUCGAAGUUCACACACAUCUCCUCUAUCAUACAAACCUUAUGCAUCAGAGUUUGCCCAGCGUCUAUCAAUGGGUCAUUUGAACUCUGGAAAUUCGAGUUACUUAAAUGUAAAAGAAAAUGAUGAAAAAGAUACAGCACCCUCUUAUUCAAGACUUCUGAACAAUGUUCGUUCUAGAGUGAGUGAUGUUAAGAAGUUGGAAUACCAAAACUACUUUUCUAAAUCAGCGCAAAACAUCUCUUUGGUCAUCUUGCUGAUUGCAGUUCUCUUCUUUGGGGGACUUAUUAUAAUGUACCUGAACAUGCAUUUCAAGGAGACUCCCAUAGCUAAUUCUGAUCUUACGGUGACUGUUUGCUCUCUUGGUGGAAAGGCAGGCGUAACUUGUAUAUUGGAAACAGAAGUAGCAAGCUCUAAAGUAUUAUUAGGGAUAUUGUACCAGAAACUCUUGGAGCGUGCUGUUGCAGUUCAGUGUGGUCAUGGCCCGGCCAGUCCAGUUUUCACCUUCAACGAAGCGUUCCACGUCUUGAAAACCUCUGCAGAUUUGCACGAGUGGAAUGUCCAAGAAAGUUUGGGCAAUGUCAAAAUUCUGAUCAGGGACAAUCCUCAGCUUGGUAUCGAACUAUCAAACUCGGGCAUGGAAAUUAAAGAACCUAACCUUCCUCUCUGGUGUUCUCUCAAAAUUGCCGUCGUCAGUAGCAUGUACUUUGUGCUGUACAUAGUAACAGCAUUCGUAAUGGUUGUGGUCGUACAACGACUUUACAUUCUCUAUAAAUCGUACCAAGAAGAGCAAAAGAAAGUCGUCUUCAAGAUGGUCGAGGACAUUGUAGAUCUCCUGAGCCAGCAAGCGUUAACCAACCCAGGCGAUAAUUUCCUUCUCAUCAACCACAUUCGUGAUCAGCUCAUUGCCCCCAGCGAAAGAGAAAAAACUGCAAAAACUUGGGCAGCAGCUGUCAAGUACAUUGAAGAAAAUGAGUCGCGAGUUCUUUGUGACGAAAUCAUUGUCAACGGUGAAAUGUCAAAAGUAUGGCGUUGGGCUUCCCAUGCUAAACCAUCUAACAGACGCAAAACAUGGCAAGGACAAGCGUUUGAAACAGUGGAAGGUAGUGUCAACUCUCAACCGGUCAGUUUAACGCAAUGCCUCAAGAUUCGCCACAUGUUUGACCCAGAAAUGGAAGUCGGUGAGGAGUGGAUAUCGAGAGUUGAGGAUGCCAUUUUGGAAAAGUGCGAAAGCGUGAAGAUACUCCAUAUGGCUGUUGAUAGGAAGAGUGCAGAAGGAUGCGUUUACCUCAAGUGUGCUUCACCACAAGAUGCCGGAAGGGCACAUAAAGCUUUGCAUGGAUUUUGGUUCGACGGAAAAUUGGUCACUGUGAAAUUUUUGAGAUUAGAGCGCUAUUACGAACGUUUUCCUGAAGCGAUUAAUUUCAACACCCCGUUACGUCCAUCCAAUGAUAACAAAUUAUCUCUACAAUAAAAAAAUGAGACUGAACUCCUGUUUAAUUUUCCUGUUCACUUUUGGUGACUCCAUGGCUCUCAAACUUCAUGAUUCAGUGAUUUCCUCUCAUCAUUGUUGGAGACAGCUCAAACUGAAAUCAUUCAUUUCACCUUUUGGACUGUCUUAGCCAUGAAUUUAUGUAAUGUUUUGCAUCCAUAUUAUAUAUCCAUCAGGUAUCAUUGUAUGUUUUGUACAUCCUAGAAUUUGAAAAAUGUUUGAUUCCUCUACUUUGGCCGUAUUACUUGCGUAGAGAAUCAGUGUGGAAAACGAACUUAUGUUUUAGCUUUAUUAGGCAAUUUUCCUGCUCCUAUUUUGUGUUGUUAAUGAAAAUUUAAAUCAGGAUGUAUAUAAAUCUUUCCUUCUUAUUAUCUCCUUAACAUCAUGAAUAUGUACUUGGAUUCCUUUUAUUGUACCGGUUUAUUAAGUAUUCUUUAAACUCGCCAUCAAUUUUUUCUUUCCUUUCUUCACCUGAAAUAUCUGAUUUUUUAAAGUUAAUUUUUAGGUCCAAGAUUCAGAUCAGUAAAACAUCUCCGCAUUUAAGAAAAAAUAUACCUUCUCGAUCGGGAACCUUUGGAAAAGAUCCUUAAUGUAAACUUACCUCAUCCGAGGUCCUUCCUUUCCAAUGAAACUCUUCCAAGUUAAACUAAUGUAAACAUUAUUAUCAUUGCUCACUUAAAACUGGCCUUUACAGAAAGGUAGUUGUCAUCUUAGUAAAAAUUUAAUUUUGAAACAAAAUAAAGACAAACAAAAACGCAAAAAAAUUAGACUUUGGGUAAGCAGAGCUUAACUCUUUCUCUAACUUUACCCUCCUGUUAAUUGUUAUACCUUAGACCUAAGAUUUUUUUUUUCCCUUUUUUUUUUUUUAUCUUACUUUAACAAGUAGUAUGUAAUUGGUAAUCACUUAGAUUUUAGGCGAAUUCUCCUCUAGAUAAAUUAUUUUUAUUUAAUUUAUGAUUUCACCUUGUAAUUUUAUUUCUUUACCUAAUUAUUUUGAUUGCCUGUUCUUUUAAAUUUUCUUUCUCUCUCAUACUCACUUUUUCUUAUGUUUGACAUCAAAAUGCUUUUGUGAAAGAUGUCCUCAAAAGGUUAUGAUUAAGUUUUUCUCUUGUUCUUUUAUGUAACUUACCUAUUUUGUUUAUCCUAUUUUAAGAGCUCUGAAAAACUAAUAAAACUAGUAACCAAAAGAA